AUGUCUGCAGGCCUCGAAUUUGCUGCGGGGAUAUUCGCUAUCAUUGGCGUUGCUGAAGUUAUCGUGCGAACGGGCCGGGAGGUCCAUGGUUUCCUGCGCGAUAUUUCUGGCGCUCCAGAAGAGAUUGAUCGAUUAUGUACUACUGUCAAGGAAACCACACUCCUCGCUGAGACCAUCAAACAAAUUCUGGAAACGCUCGCUAGCCGGAAACCAGCAGAUACCACGGAUCGCAUUACAGCUCUAUUCGAAUCUGCACUUAAGAGCUUACAACGUGAACUUCAAAAUUUGAGGAUACUCAACGCGAGAUUCAGAGGUGUGAGCAACAAGACUUGGAGUAGGGUGAAGUACGUUCUGGACGAACGUAAAGUCAACAAGGUGUUCAACAAUCUUGAGCGGGCAAAGAGUUUACUCGCAAACUCUCUGCACGUCGCAAGCAGGCAAAGAUCUGACGACCAACAUCUGGAGACUCUAAAGAGGCACAACACAACUCAAAAGUUGUUGGCUUCGACUAAGCGGAACCAAGCCACACUGAUACAAGGACAAGAGCUUCUGGGGCGUCUGGCAGUCUGCCAUUAUCAGGAAACAAAACGAGCUUCAAAAGAAAUAGCGAUUGCUCACCAAGAGCAUCUGAUUGAGCAUCAAAGGACCCGAGACGUACUAUCGGCAAAGCUUGAGGAUGUCAUCGUCACCCAGUUCGAGAAGUACCGCAUCUCUCGCGCUAGAUCCGUGUCGACUAGAGAUGUCUUCUUCUUUGGUGAACGUCGCGAUAUGAUCAUGGCUUAUCUGCUCAUUGUCAAACCCCAUUUGGAAAUUGCGCUUGCCAAUUUGUUCAACGACGGUAUCAGCACCUUUCCACCAUAUUACAUUUCCUGGCUACAGUCCGAGUACGAGAACCUCAUAGCAUCAGCAGCGCAGGAGGAAGCGACAAAGCACCCGCAGUCCACUGCGACCUCUCUGGACCGUUGGCAUUACUCUGAAGAGACCAAAUCGCGCCAUCUGACGACACCUCGGCGUGUAAUAGGGCAAUCCAAGAUCAGGUCUACUACACAAGAAGCGCAUUACGCGAACCUCUACCUCAGCACACCAGCUAUCGCUCACAAAUCCUCAUAUACACAUACUACUCCGUUCGGCAGUCUGCGUUUACAAACUUCUCGCAGAGCGUCCAGAUCGAAGCUUCGACGUCCAGAUGAGGAGGCUAGCUUCACUUUCACUUGCGGUAUCGGGCGGUCACUCCACGCUAUUCAUGCCCACUUUCUUCGCAACGCUUCCGGUCCAUCGAAUCCAAGGCUCUGCGCCCAACUCAGUGUCUUUACCUUGGCUGAGUCCGAAACCCACUACAACCAGCUUUUCGCAUCUGCUAGUGCUCACGAGAUCGAUGAUGCACUACGACAAGGCGUGAUUUCUCCGUAUGAGAUCAACCGAGAAGGAAGAAAUCUAUGUCUCUAUUAUGCUGCAGAGCACACACGGAUAGACCUGUUCGAUUACUUGGCAAGUCAAGGUAUCGGCGUAUCAAACCUGAACCACGAUGUUAGCCUAGUCGCAGGUCUCUUCAUGCGCUCGAUAGUCGAUCAUGAUCGAGUCGCAUUCGAGAGAACCGUUGAUCACAUCAUUCCUCAGGUCCAUGAGUCGUCCUCAUUUCUUUUCGAGACAACAAUGAAUAUGCUGCUUUGGGACUACUAUAAAGGCAGAUCGCGUUCUCUAUUGGGUGAACAGAUACAAAGAUUACAGCAAGAGGGUCUCAUAUCGGAAUCAGUAAUUCUCAAUGAUGACCCGUGGGACUGGCCUUCUGUAGCAGGUAUCAUUGCACCACUCUUCGAAAUUGAUGCUGCAUACAUCAACACGAUGGGUAGUCUUGGCCGCAACAGAAUCCAGCGUUGUUAUUGCGUUAUCGAUCAUGAAGGCAGUCCAGGAGACCCGAUGGCUAUCGAAGAAAUCGCCAACGCGCUGAUAAGAGCGGGUAUCGAUGUACACCAUCGCGAUCAUGAUGGUCUGACGCCGAGUAUGUACGCUAAACGCUGUGGCGCAUGGGAUGGAUGGUGCAGUGCGCUUGCGAGGAACGGAUUGCGCAUUGAAGACGUGGUGCGAGAAGAAAAGGCGGAAUGGCUUUUAGAAGAAGGAUGGAGAGAACAUUGGGUGGAAAGGUAUGAAGAGAUAUGGAAGCCUGUUGAUCAUGGGUCUGUGCUGGCGCAGAAGACGGAGGACGGAGAAUAG
Messenger RNA from Alternaria arborescens, 2211 nucleotides. RefSeq lists its product as hypothetical. Lineage: Eukaryota; Fungi; Ascomycota; Dothideomycetes; Pleosporales; Pleosporaceae. The transcript has 4 exons. The record is from RefSeq and is a predicted model, not a curated record. Bases 1 to 2211 code for a protein of 736 amino acids.